GGUAUAUUCCUUGGAGUGAAGCGAGGCAGUUAUCUUUAGCUGUUAGUGAACACAAUUGCGGUAUCCGAUACUUGGAACACGUGCAAGUACAGGUCGACCUAACUUUUUCUCGCCGAGGCUACCUGGAGAUGAGUUCUGUAUCACCCAGUGGAACUCGGUCCAGGCUUCUUUAUCCGCGAGUGAUUGACAGUAUCACCGGCUUCAAAAACUUUACAAACUGGACGGUGACUAGCUUACAUUACUGGGGAGAGAACCCUGUUGGAGAGUGGAAUAUCAAAAUAAGAAACACAAGGAAAGACAGAAAACCCAGACAAGUUAAUGAAGACACUUCUCCUUGGGGACCUUGGUUCGACUGCGACGUCAAGUGCGGUGGAGGGCGUAAACACCGUUACCGCACAAAUUGUACGACCAUCUCUCGCCGUGCUGCGGAUUUAAAAUAUUGUGUUAAUAGUACUGCCUGUAACUUACAGCCAUGUCUACCGGUUGCUGGAGGCUUUUCAAACUGGUCCCCCUGGUCUGAAUGUAGCGUCACAUGUGGUGGCGGAACUCAACAACGAAACCGAUUAUGCACCAAUCCACGACCAGGAAACAAUGGAACAAAAUGCAAGGGACCAGCUCAUGAAACACGGACAUGUGCCUCUGAAAUGUGUCCAACACCAGGUGACUGUUUUUAUAUUGUUUCUCCCCAAAUUGUACUAAAAAAAAUCAAACUGUUUGGUGUUUUUUGUUCAGUUGCUGGAGUCUUUUCAGACUGGUCCCCCUGGUCUGAAUGUAGCGUCUCGUGUGGUGGUGGAACUCAACAGCGUAACCGAUCAUGCACCAAUCCACGUCCAGGAAACAAUGGAACAAAAUGCAAGGGACCAGCUCAUGAAACACAGACAUGUGCCUCUGAAAUGUGCCCAACACCAGGUGACUGUUUUUAUAAUGUUUCUCCCCAAAUUGUACUAAUAAAAAUCAAACUGUCGCUGAUACCUAUAAGAGCAUACGUUGUGUUUAUUUUUAUUCUUUCAUUUCAAGUGAUGAGCAUCGACGAUUACUUUGAAAUUAUUAGCCUGCUACUUUAUUUUUUUUAUUGUUGUUAUUUUGUUGUUGUUGUUUUUCAACUGCACAUAGUGGCCCACACCGAUCCUUGUCAAAAUAUUAAAAGUGACCAACAGUGUACAUCUUGGAAAAUCUACUGUAAGAUGAGUUCGUAUGUACAACGCAAUUGUGCAGACACUUGUGGAAAAUGCCCAGGUCGCGUAUUUUCGUUGAAGUUGAUUUUGUACGGAACCAGAGAAGAUCCCCUUACAAACAACAGUCAUGUCGACAGAAGGAGGAAGAGAUGGACGAGAUUUACCACAGAUCAAAUUAAAAAUCGCAGGAAAGAUAUUCCUAUUCACGGAGGCUACACGCGGUGGAGUUACUGGUCUCGCUGUAGCAAAACAUGUGGAUGGCCAUGGGGAACUCAGUAUCGCUCUCGUACAUGUACUAAUCCUCCGCCAGCAAACAAAGGAAGAAGCUGCCUGGGAGCAGACAAAGAAAUUAGAAAAUGUAACAAGCGUAGAUGUCCAGUUCACGGUGGCUACUCGCAGUGGUCUAGUUGGUCUCGUUGUAGUCAGUCUUGUGGUCCAGGAAUGGAAUACCGUUCCCGUUCCUGCACAAAUCCUUGGCCAGCACACGGAGGACGAGGAUGUAACAGCCUUGGACCACGUAGAGAAUGGCGGAGUUGUUACAUUAAGCGAUGCCCAGUUCAUGGCGACUACUCGCAGUGGUCUCAUUGGUCUCAGUGUAGCAAGUCAUGUGAUGGAGGAAAGCAAGAUCGUUAUCGUUCGUGCACCAACCCCGUGCCUGCGAACGGAGGAAAAGACUGCAGCAGACUGGGACAAGCUAAAGAGUCAAGGUCGUGUAACACAUAUCGGUGCCCAGGUAAAGGAUUUUUUUAUCUGGAGAGAAAUUGUUAUUAUGCACAUAUAAGUAAUACAGAUGAUAAACUCGAAUUUUACACGUCUGGUCUAGUUGGUCUCGUUGUAGUCGAUCAUGUGGUCGAGGAAAGUAAUACCGUGAUCGUUCCUGCACAAAUCCUUGGCCAGCAUACAGAGGACGAGGUUGUUUCAGUCUCGGACCACGGACAGAAUCACGGACUUGUAACAUUCAGCUGUGCCCAGUUCAUGGUGGAUAUUCGCAGUGGUCUCAUUGGUCUCAGUGUAGCAGGUCAUGUGAUGGAGGAAAGCAACAUCGUAAUCGUUUAUGCACCAAUCCCCCGUCUGCAAACGGAGGAAGAGACUGCAGUCGACUGGGACGAGAUAAAGAGUCACAGACAUGUAAAAAACAGCGGUGCCCAGUUGAUGGAGGGCAUUCAAACUGGUCUUCCUGGUCCCAAUGUAGCGUCACAUGUGGAAAUGGAACUCAACAGCGUAAUCGAUCGUGCUCUAAUCCACCUCCUACAAAUGGUGGAAUACAAUGUGAAGGACCCACUCAGGAAAUACAAUUAUGCUCGUAUGAAAUGUGCCCGAAACCAGAACCCAUUAUUCAAUCUCUUCGCAGGUGCUGGAGGAUAUUCAGACUGGUCUUCCUGGUCUCAGUGCAGUGUCACGUGUGGCAAUGGAACUCAGCAGCGUAACCGAUCUUGCAACAACUCGCAACCUAGAAACAAUGGAACAACAUGUAUGGGACCUGUUUGGGAAACCCGCUUAUGUCCCUUUGAAAUAUGUCUAACACCAGUUGCUGGAGGGUUUUCAGACUGGUCUUCCUGGUCUCAGUGUAGUGUCACAUGUGGUAAUGGAACUCAACAGCGUAACCGAUCAUGCACCAAUCCACCUCCUGCAAACAAUGGAACAACUUGCAGGGGUCCUGCAAAAGAAUCACGAACAUGCGCCUUUAAAGCCUGUAACACUUUAGUUGUGAUAAAUAAACCCUGCCGAGAUCAUGCAAGUAACAACAUGUGUAUCGAAUGGAAACUGAAAGGCUAUUGUAAAAGCGUUAACGACACUAAAAGGUAUUGUGCGAGGACUUGUGGAAGAUGUGAACAAGGUUUGUUAUGCCCUUUUUCUUUUUUUGUUCAGUUUGGAUCUAUUGAAACAUCAUUCGGUUACACUUUCUCUUUAGUGUUUUCAGAUAUUUCUAUUGAUGGUGGUUACACGCAAUGGAGUCUGUGGAGCUGGUGUAGCGAGCCAUGCGGUGGAGGAACUCAAUCUCGCAAUCGUUCGUGCACCAAACCCCCUCCCAAAAACGGUGCCAAAGGCUGCAGCGGACUGGGACGAGCUAAAGAAUCACGAAGAUGUAACAAAUUCAGCUGCUCAGGUAUUUUAGGUUCCAUUUUCUUUUUUUGUAAGUCUGCAAUAAAAGACGUUCAACCAGAAGUUCACAGAGUCUACACCUUAUAGAAAGACAGGCGCGACAGAUUCGAGAGUAGGCUUACUCUUGCGGAGGAAAUGACACAGGAAGGACAUCGUUUAGACCGCGCCAAUUCGGAGAAUUGCAAAAAGUCACCAACAACAAAAUACCAUUCUUCUGACGCUUUUCAAUCACUCUUCCUCACCUCACCAGUUUUGUUCAGAACCAAAGCUGUUCCAGAUUUGCGUUUGCCAUUUGCUGGCCCAGCCUUUUAAACUUGUGAAUGUGAAGCAACAAUAGCAAC
Orbicella faveolata is the source of this 3619-nucleotide messenger RNA. RefSeq lists its product as uncharacterized. Gene Ontology annotation, biological process: proteolysis. The record is from RefSeq and is a predicted model, not a curated record. Lineage: Eukaryota; Metazoa; Cnidaria; Anthozoa; Scleractinia; Merulinidae. Gene Ontology annotation, molecular function: serine-type endopeptidase activity.